This is a messenger RNA of Dendronephthya gigantea, 1856 nucleotides long. RefSeq lists its product as uncharacterized. NCBI's taxonomy places the organism in Eukaryota, Metazoa, Cnidaria, Anthozoa, Malacalcyonacea, Nephtheidae. The record is from RefSeq and is a predicted model, not a curated record. The coding region runs from base 72 to 1844 and encodes 590 amino acids. The transcript has 4 exons.
GCCAAGAUGGCGGGUGAUUUAAAAGAAAGUUACUUUGGAUUUUGAUAUUAUUUUGUCUAUUUCUCCUCAAAAUGUUCAUUGAAACGAUCGAUAAACUCGUCUCGGAAUUCCAGCAACGUCUAGGCACGACGACUAGCAUACCGUGGGGCUGGUUUUUCACUAAAUUAGUGACGCUUUUAUCCCGUUAUCCAACUGGAGUCACGAAAGCUAUCAUGUUAUCCGAGUUGGAGUGUUCGUGGAGAAAGAUCGAGAAACUACAAGCGAAGGGAGGAAUGAAUUCUGCUGAUAGUUUACGGUCAAUUGUUUUAUCAAGGCAUCUUUCACCUCAAGCAGUUUUUGAAGUAUUUUUAAAAGAAGUUAAAAAUGUCGAGGCAACUCAAACACGUGUCGCGGUGUUGAUGGAACACGAGACGUCUUCUGAACACAGCUUUACAAUGGAGAUGUACCUUCAUCAGAAGUUGUAUGGUGAAGUUGAGCAGAUAAUGGCCAAUGGUUAUAAGCUGAGGUUUACUGGGUGUCGGCUUUUUGAUGGCCGUAGGAACAAGUCUUUAAAAUUGUUACCAUCUGAAAGUUUUGUUGUUCUGGUAAAUGAUGGUGCCAUUCACAAUUUUACCACAUUAGAAGGACUUGAUGAGAUGAUUGAUUCGCAAUAUAUCAACAGCAUUAUCAAAGUCAAGGUGUCUGAGAUCUCCAUGAAAAAAUCCAUCCAUUGUCAGAAUGGCCAUACUGCAAACAGGAUAACGGUUCUUGUUAGCGAUGAUAUUGGUAUACAAGCAAAGUUAAACCUUUGGGAAGAAUAUUUGGUUAUGGCAAAGCUUUUUGAAGCAGGAGACACCCUGUUUAUGAAACAGUGCUUUCUCUUACCAGACAAGUCAGAGUGUUUCACGUUAGAAUUUGGUCCAGAGACUAUAAUUUUCUGCCAACCAUUAACCCACGAACAGGAAAUAUUGCCGAGCCAGAGGGAUGGUUCAAAAGUGUUUUAUGUGUCAAAGGAUAACAGAGGAAUGUUGGACUUCUCUAUGUAUCCAGAACGACUGAGUAUUUCAGAGAUCAAUCAGAACAUGAGCAACAUUACAUUGACCGGACAAGUUGUGUCUGUGGGUGUUAGGAAAUUGCUCAGAAGAGAAGGAGUUGAUAUGGUGCAGUAUGAACUAGGCAUAAAAGAUGAGUCUGGAAUAUGUAAGGUAGUUGUUGUUGAACCGUAUAAAGUUGGAGCAAUGGUAUAUUGUGGACAGUUUGUUCACAUGAAAAAUCUUCAAGUUUCUGGUGAAUAUAGUAUUGGUGUGGUGCUUGAUCUCAACACUGAUAAUGGUGGACUCUGGAAUCUUAGCUCUCUGCAAGGAUGGCUGGCAACAUCCCCACUAUGUACCAUAUCAUCACUGGCCUCUCUGGAUCUAGAUGGUUCACCAUUUGUUCUUAAAGGGAUGAUCUCUGACAUACAGCCCAGAGAUGGAAAGAAACAGGUCGUACGCAUCCAUUGUUCUUGCCAAGGUCAGGUUGAUCAUAAUCCAGAUGGACAAUCCAUUUGUGAUAACUGUCAGACUAAAGGAAUGGCAGAGAUAUCUCGGGAUAAUAAAGCUAUACAGUUGUUCAAUCUUGAUGGUUUUUGGUGCUGGCAAUACAAUCUUUGCAUCACUAUCAUGGAUUUUGAGCAUCGUCAAGUGCAAGCAACCAUUACAAAUGAUGUUGGCGAGAAACUGCUCCAGUUAACCCCCAGUCAGCUGCUAGCCCUGGGUGGCGAUGGACAGCGCAGGGUAUUUGAGUGCACAUUAGGCCAGGAAUGUCUUUAUGGAUUCACAAGCUUCAAAGGAAAAUUGUUAGUUAGCGCUGUUAAUCAUGUUUAAAUUCAAUUGAAU